This is a messenger RNA of Trachemys scripta elegans, 930 nucleotides long. It is a transcript of the gene PTRH2, whose product is annotated as peptidyl-tRNA hydrolase 2. Lineage: Eukaryota; Metazoa; Chordata; Testudines; Emydidae. Gene Ontology annotation, molecular function: peptidyl-tRNA hydrolase activity. The record is from RefSeq and is a predicted model, not a curated record. Gene Ontology annotation, cellular component: cytosol; mitochondrion. Bases 269 to 787 code for a protein of 172 amino acids. Gene Ontology annotation, biological process: positive regulation of anoikis; negative regulation of anoikis. The transcript is spliced from 2 exons.
CGGAAAAUUCGGGCUUGUUUUUUUUUUUUCUCCUCUUGAUUUUUUUCAUUUUCCUGCCCGUUGGCCGUUGAUGACGUUUCAAAGAGGGGCUACAUCCCGGAUUAAAUAAUUUGCGAUGGAGACGGGCGGGCGUGACGUCAUCGGCGGGCGACGACUGCAGGGGGAAAGUGGCCGGAAGCGCCUGAGGCUCGCGCGUGGUGGGUAGGUAGCGGCGGCCUCGUUGGUGCGAACGGGAGGCGGGUCUCAGUCAAUCUCCCAAUCUGCUACUAUGGAUUCUCUCUUUAAACCGGGUGUCCUCAGCGUCAUUGCAGGAGUCGCAUGUGGAGUAUGCGUGGGCUGGGGCAUGCGUGGGCGAUUCUUUAGACCAUCCAAAGCCAAAAUGCCUCUGUUAGCAAAUGAGCUGGGGAACGAAGCCAGUAUCAUGGGAGAGUCUGGAGAAUACAAGAUGGUGCUGAUAGUCCGUAAUGACUUAAAGAUGGGAAAGGGUAAAGUAGCAGCACAGUGUUCUCAUGCUGCAGUUUCUGCCUACAAGCAAGUUCAACGAAGAAAUCCUGAGCUGCUUAAACAGUGGGAGUAUUGUGGACAGCCAAAAGUGGUUCUCAAAGCCCCUAAUGAAGAGUCGCUAGUUCAACUCCUUGUUGAUGCUAAACAGCUGGGACUAACUGUGAGUAUAAUCCAAGAUGCAGGUCGUACUCAGAUAGCACCAGGCUCCCGGACUGUACUAGGUAUCGGACCAGGACCAGCUGAUAUAGUGGAUAAAGUUUCUGGCCAUCUCAAACUCUUCUGAGAUGGAGAACAAGCCUGAGUUUUAUUGGAGCAAUUGUAUACUUCAGCACCAAAGUAGUAACGGGGAUAAAAUCCAAGCUAUGUUUUCAUUUCUAUGGUUCUGCUUUAGUAAAAAUAAAAAGCAUGUCUAUCUUUUGUCCUUUU